AUGCAGACAUCUGGGGUCAUAAACCAGAGCUCUGUACGCCGCAACCUCUUCCACGGGAACCUUAGCCGCCGACCUGCAUCCAUGGGACCACCCAAUGGCACAGCUCCUCAGAACCACAAUGGACUUUCCAAUCGUCCUUCGCACCGGUUGAAGACCAAGUCCUCGGACUCGGGACCGCAUUCUCGGCCAUUCAAAACGUCGGAUAAUAGAGAUAUUGUGGUUCGAGAUAAGAAUGGCAGCUACAAGCUUGAAAUUCCGACAUUACCGCAGGCUCUAGUUGGAGAAAAUGGAGAGGAGCUGGCUGAACUUGCGCCGGAGGAUGGUGGAUGUGAUUCUUCGGAGCUAAGCCUUGCGCGUGACAAAGAGAAGUUCGAGGCAGCUCUUGUGGAGAUGAUGGUUCGGCAUCGGAAUAGACAAUCGAACAGUGAACCUGAUGAGAUUCUAAAUAUGGUGCACGAGAGCCUGCGCAAGAAGGUAGCAUCAUUGGAUGACGAUAAUUGGAUGUUUGAGCCUGAGAAGGACUCGAUUUCUAACUAG
Molecule: messenger RNA, 537 nt
Organism: Penicillium griseofulvum
Lineage: Eukaryota; Fungi; Ascomycota; Eurotiomycetes; Eurotiales; Aspergillaceae
Exons: 3
Coding region: 1-537 (178 amino acids)
Source: RefSeq, a predicted model, not a curated record